AUGGGUGUAGCUGAUCAAAGUCGAAUAAGUAUGGCUGAUUCUACGGAUAAUACACCUAGUAAUAACAAUGAUCCGUCAAUUGGCACAGAAAUAACAACAACAAAAAAAAAGAAAUGGUUCCUAGAUCUCCUGUUUGGCAACACUUUGAAAAGGGAUUGGGUGCUUCAUAAAAGAAUAUUGAAUUUUUGUCCUAUCACUAGUCAUAAAGGUGAGUAUUUGGCUGAGUCUAUUAGUAAUUGUUUACUUGAUUGGAAGUUGGAUGACCUUUUUACUGUUACGGUUGAUAAUGCCUCUUCAAAUGAUGUGGCAGUUUUAGAGUUGUCCAAAAAAUUAGAUAUGUGGGGAACUAAUUUGAUGGAAGGUAAGCAUCUCCAUGUGAGAUGUAUGGCUCAUAAACUUAAUCCAAUUGUGCAAGAUGGUUUGAAAGAAAUAGGUCCUUCUAUCAAAAGGGUGAGACAAAUGGUGAAAUAUGUUAGAUCAUCUUCUUCAAGGACAAGAAAUUUCUUGAAACGUGUUGAAAUGCAAAAGAUAGAAUGUGAUAAGAUGUUGUCUUUAGAUGUGCCUACUAGGUGGAUUUCCACCUAUUUGAUGUUAGACACAGCAGAAAAGUUUGAGAAGACUUUUGAGAGGUUUGAUCUUUAUGAUGGUAAUUUUAAUUCUUUUCUUGUUACUGAUGUUUGUGAAGAUGGAAGUAUCGCAGGGUCAAUUCAAUAUGAAGAUUGGGCUAAUGUGAGGAAUGUCACAAAGUUUCUUGAAAAAUUUUAUGAGCUCACUUUGAAAGUUUCAGGUUCACGUUUUGCUCUUGAAGAAUUACUUGGGGAAGAAACGAGAAAUGUUGUGAAUACGAAAGUAGAGGCUUACUUGAGGAAUUUGUUUGCGAUAUAUGUAAGUAAGUAUGAAAAAGGUUCCAAAAGUCAACCAUCUUCAUCUGACUCAUCUGUUUCUUCUGCUUGUGGUAUUUCUCAAAAUGUGUCCAAAAAUCUUUGA
Solanum pennellii is the source of this 987-nucleotide messenger RNA. Its product is annotated as zinc finger BED domain-containing protein RICESLEEPER 2-like. The record is from RefSeq and is a predicted model, not a curated record. Lineage: Eukaryota; Viridiplantae; Streptophyta; Magnoliopsida; Solanales; Solanaceae. The transcript has 3 exons. The coding region runs from base 1 to 987 and encodes 328 amino acids.